UAUAUAGAGAGAUGAGAGCUUGACACACAGCCCUCAUCCCUCUCCAGUCUUCUUUGGUUUUUCCUCCCCUCCCCCCUCCCUCUCUCUCUCCCUCCGCUUCGCUCUUGUUGUCUUGUCGAGUUAGGGUUUACUUCGGCUUGCGAUCGACGAGGAGGGGGAGGAAAAGGAGGAUUCGACGAUCGAGGAUUCCAGAACGACUUCUGUUCCCGGAAUGGCGUACCAGGGCAAGAAGCUAAUCAACGAUCCCAAUGAUGUGGUAACUGAAUUCAUUGAAGGACUAGUUGAGACUUAUCCUGGCCUACAGUACUUGGAUGGCUUUCCACAGAUUAAGGUUGUUUUACGUGCUGAUGUCUUGAGUGCUCCGUAUGAUAAGGUUGCCGUCAUAUCUGGAGGUGGAAGCGGGCAUGAACCUGCUCAUGCUGGAUUUGUUGGUCCAGGAAUGUUAACAGCUGCCAUCUGUGGCGAUGUUUUCACCUCUCCACCUGUUGACUCUAUCUUAGCUGGUAUUAGAGCUGUAACAGGUUCCAUGGGAUGCCUUCUCAUAGUUAAGAAUUAUACAGGUGAUCGACUCAAUUUUGGUUUAGCAGCUGAGCAAGCAAAAUCAGAGGGAUAUAAAGUAGAGAUGGUUGUAGUUGGAGAUGAUUGUGCCCUUCCACCACCUCGAGGCAUAGCUGGACGAAGAGGAUUGGCAGGGACCAUUCUUGUUCAUAAGGUUGCUGGGGCAGCAGCUGAUGCUGGUCUAUCCCUUGCUGAUGUUGCUGCAGAAGCAAAACAUGCAUCUGAAAUGGUGGGUACGAUGGGGGUUGCCUUGUCAGUUUGUACACUGCCUGGUCAGGUCACAUCAGAUCGCCUAGGUCCAGGGUUGAUGGAGCUUGGUCUUGGAAUUCAUGGAGAACCUGGUGCUGCUGUUGUCGAUCUCCAACCUGUUGAUGUAGUGGUAUCUCAUGUUCUCAAGCAGAUAUUGUCACCGGAAACAAAAUAUGUUCCAAUAACCAGGGGUAGCAGAGUGGUUCUUAUGAUUAACGGACUUGGUGCCAUCCCCAUGAUGGAGCUGAUGAUUGCAGCCGGAAAGGCAGUUCCACAACUACAAGUAGAACAUGGACUUGCUGUUGAUCGUGUUUAUACUGGAUCCUUUAUGACUUCACUUGAUAUGGCAGGAUUUUCCAUUUCCAUAAUGAAGGCAGAUCCAGCAAUACUGCAACGUCUAGAUGCUCCAACUUCAGCUCCUUCCUGGCCUGUUGGUGUUGAAGGAGAUCGCCCACCUACUAAAAUCCCUAUUCCAGUGCCAGCAUCUUGUUCAAGAAAGACUAAUGAGCGGACAUUUAAUGAACCACAAGAAUUAAAUGAGCAAGGCUGCAUGAUGGAGGUUGCUAUUGAGGCAGCUGCAAAUGAGAUUAUUAAUCUAAGGGAAAAAUUAAACGAGUGGGACAGUAAAGUCGGUGAUGGUGACUGUGGAAGCACUAUGCAUAGAGGUGCAACAGCUGUUCUUGAAGACAUGAAGAGAUGUUAUCCUCUAAAUGAUGCUGCAGAAACAGUAAAUGAGAUCGGAGCCUCAUUGAGAAGGGUUAUGGGUGGAACUAGUGGGAUCUUGUAUGAUAUAUUCUGCAAGGCUGCAUAUGCAAGCUUGAAAGGCAACCAAGUUAUCACACCAAGCCAAUGGGCAACUGCUCUAGAAGCUUCUGUUGCAGCUGUCAGUAAAUAUGGUGGUGCACUUGCUGGGUAUCGGACUAUGUUGGAUGCGCUUAUUCCAGCAUCUAAAGUUCUAAGAGAGAUUUUGGAUACUGGCGAUGAUGCUUUAAAAGCUUUUCUACUGUCCUCUGAAGCAGCACUAACUGGGGCAGAAUCUACCAAAAAUAUGCAUGCUCAGGCUGGCCGAUCUACUUACAUUGCUGCUGACCUACUGUCUUCGGUUCCUGACCCUGGAGCAAUGGCUGCAGCAGCAUGGUAUCGAGCUGCUGCUCUUGCUGUCGAGAAUAAGCUACGACCUUCCGAGACCGAACAACUAUAAAGUUGAACAUAUGAAUGAUAAUAUCAUACCUAACAGCGGGAAUUAUUCACAUUUUGUUCCCUUAGCUCAUUUGUUUUCCGCUUGUGCAUGCAUGAGCUGAGAAAGCUGAGUCCUGUCUUAUUCAUCCCUUGGUCACAACAAUGCACUAAGUCCUGUCUUAUUCAUCUCUUGGUCACAACAAUGCACUGUAAAAAUCCUAACAAUAAAGAUUUGAUGCUUAAGGGAAUUUUUUAGGGCCUUUA
Messenger RNA from Musa acuminata AAA Group (dessert banana), 2250 nucleotides. RefSeq names its product putative 3,4-dihydroxy-2-butanone kinase. Gene Ontology annotation, biological process: glycerol catabolic process. Lineage: Eukaryota; Viridiplantae; Streptophyta; Magnoliopsida; Zingiberales; Musaceae. Gene Ontology annotation, molecular function: glycerone kinase activity; ATP binding. Bases 212 to 2008 code for a protein of 598 amino acids. Gene Ontology annotation, cellular component: cytosol. The record is from RefSeq and is a predicted model, not a curated record. The transcript is spliced from 20 exons.